AUGUCCGGCUCACAUUCCGACAGCUCAAACGGCGGCGGCGGCGCCGCUGACGGCGAUGGCAGUGCCUCGGGCACCAGCACAGCGGGCCCUUCGUCUCUCGCAUACCAACCCAUCCAGGAGGAACAGGAGGAACAGGAGGAACAGGAGGAACAACAGGAGCAUCCCGACCACUCCCCUCCCUCAUCGUCGCAACCCGCCGCAACGCCGACCAAGACACGUGUACCCAGCGUCACGUUCCAAGAUCCUUCCAACUCCUCUUCGGCAGCCAGCACAGACUCGGAUGAGCCACACACCGCCGGCACCAAUCAACGCAUCCCCGCCGCAGGUUUAGGCACCCGCACCGGCCCGCGUCGCGCGCCCCGCUCCAGCUCGUCAUUGCGCCAUGUCACCACCAAUCGCGCACGCACCUCCAGUCUCGCACAGCCGGUGCCAGAGGAUAGCGACCUCUCCACGGAACCCAGCUAUUUCGGCGAUCCAACUGCAAGCGUCGUCGCUCGUCAGCUCGACGUCGAGAAGCGCAGGGCUCAAAGCCAACGCCGCACAGACGCCGCCCUCAUGGCGGACCUCGACGAUGACGACGACGACGACGAAGAUGACGACGACCUCCACGCCGAGUCGAUGUCGUUCACGGAUCGCCGCGACGCCAACAGUGUCGAUCAAGCCGCAGCACGCACCUCUCGCAACGCUCAGGCUGCCGCAGCAGCAGUAGCGGCGGAAGAGUACGACUACUUCUCUCGCAGUGGCUCCAACUAUGAUGCCGCCAAUGCCAACACCGCUGCUACAGCAUCCGUCAGCGGUGGCUCAGGCAGCAAAGCCAACCGCCUCUCCUGGUCAAGCGCAAGUGCCAGCGACGACAGUGACGACUGGGACGCCGAAGGUCAUGCCCUGAUCGCCCCAACCCUUCCGCCUGGCCCACGCUCCCUAGCGCCGCUUCUCGACCCCCUCGCUCCAUCCAUCGAUGCUCCUCCAGGCGUCACAGCCACGCCCGGUCCAAGCUUCCCCCAAGACCUUCACACCCCCGCAGAUCUCGGCGACCACGAGACGCCCAUCCUCAAUCCACAGCACCGCAUGGAGUGGCAGAGCAUGCUCGAAUCCGUACUCAACUCCGAAGUCCUCAAAUCAGAGACAAAACGCAUCAAUUCGGUCGACACCCCGGACCUCUCCCGCCAAGAGCUCAGCUACCAGCGCUGGCUCGACAUCAGGGCCACCCUCCGCGGUCGUGGCAUGCAGCGGGGCGCCAUCGACGAAGAGCAGAAGCGCCUCAAGGAUGGCUUUGGCAAGAUGCUCAACGACCUCGUUGCCGAGGUGCGCGACUGCCGCGCCCAGCACAUCGCCAGCGCCGACAGUCGCGAGCUACGUCCUAGCUCGUCUGCAGGCAACCUUUCCAGUUCGGGCGUCCAGGACAAGCCCGCCUCUGCCUCCGAAGCCUCCGCCGAAACACAGUCCGACAGACGCGACUCCGACUCCGCAUCGGUCGCUACCGCCGCCACGGACAAGGAGAUGGUGCUCGCCGAGAUCGGCGCGCUUCUCAGCCGCAUCGACAGCGCAGAAGAGCAGUUCCCUAGCACAAGACUAGCCGUCGAAAUCGUUCCUGCGUGGGGAGAGCCAGAAGUUCAGUCAAAGCUCGCCGCGCUUUACAGUUGGUUCAACACCACCACCUCGCUCCGCCUCCAGAUCGACAUCCUACGCAAGUGGACCGGUUCCGACACGCUCGAGAUCGCAGCACACAGCGCGCGCAACUGGGACAGCGAGUGCAAAAAGAGCGCAGAGCAGCACGACCAGCCGCGCUCGGGUCGCCCUCCCGUCGACGAUGAGAGCACCUUUGUCGAAAGAAUUCAAAAGGAAGGCUCGCUCCAGUCGACGUUUGAGAAGCGCACCCUCGCCAGCCUCUACCAGCUCAUCACAAAGGCAAAGGAGACCAUCUUCAAGCACCACAAGGAGUUCGAGCGCAUGGCCCUGCCCUCCUUCGAGCCCGAGUUGGUCACGCUCAUCAACUUCCCCACCCGUCUCAUGCAGGGCGCCCUGCGCUUGCGUCUCGAUUACGCCGGCAAGCUCGCCGAGCCCAGUGUCCUCAUCGUCGACUCGCUCACAGACGACCUGCGCACUGCCCUUGCCAUGGCCUGCAGAGUCAAGCUCCACUACACUGGCAUCAUUGUCGCCGACCCCGAUCGCGGAUGGGAUCUGGCUCCUUGCAUUGCCGAGGGCUACGACGACGUGCUGCGUAGCGCGCUCAAGUUCUUCUUCAAGUUGCUCCGACUCAAACUCAAGGCAAGCGUCUACUUUAAAGAGACGGAGAUCUUGGAACCCGAAUGGCGUUUCCUCAGCACCGCCGUGGAGUCGAUCGAGGGCGGAGACAUCAUCGUGGCCACCAACAUCACCCGCUUCGUCAACAAGCUCUUUGACCGUAUCGCGCGCUACUUCAACCGCGAGCUGACAGCCACCAUGCUCCAGCAGGAUCAGCAUGGCCGUCGUCUACCCAAGCCCACCUCGGGUCCCGUCGGUCUCGCGAAACCGGAGCCCGCCUCAAAUUUGGGUUCCGCCGCUGCCACCGGCCGAGACGUCCACGGAAAGAGCUUCAUCACCCUCGAGGAUCGCGCAAAGUGGAUUCACAGCGUCUUCGACAAUGUGCGCAUCCGAUCGCGAAAGCUGCUUGGUUUUGCCCGAGACAUCCGAAAUCGUCUCGACAAUGCGGCGGAAUAUGACCUCGGCACCCUGCGGCCCUCGGCCGAAUACCUCGAAGCCGAUGACCGCUCCGUCGCCGAGUACAGUGACGUCGCAUCCUCCAGCGCCAUGACGCUCAGCUCCUUCAUGCUCACCUUGAUCGACCACGACUACUUUCUCGUCUACACCGAGGCUCUCGAAGAGAACGGCAUCUAUCUGGUUGCCGAGCCCAGCCUGCAGGACAAGCCUGAGCUCAUUCAGGACCUCGUGUGCAAGUGCUUGCAUCGCGUCCGUCCGGGUGACGAGGACUCCGUCAUGGCCGCCGAGGCCACCGCCAAUGCGCUCAACGCCGAUGGCGACGACGGCGACGAAACGACCGCCGCCGGAGUCGGAAACGCAAACGCAUUGCGCGAACAGAUCGACAAGCAGACGGGUGCCGCCUCUGCAUCUGGCGUUGCUGGCGCCGGCGCCGGUCGCAGUGACGAGGAUGCUGAAAGUCAUCCACGAUACAUCCUCCUACUCAGUCCGCGUGACCCUUUCAUGUGGACGGGCAAAGUGAUGCACCACAUCAUGCCCCGCGUCGACAUUGCGUUGGCCGACCGCCGCGUGCGCCUCAUCGCAGACGGUGCAAAGGGACGCCUGGAGCUCGCCAAGCGCCACUUUCAGAGCAUCUUUUCGCAGCCAACCCAGGGUGGCGCGCCCGAAGACGAGGACGCGAGCGACGAUGGGCACAACACGUUCCCGCUCGAGACGCUCAACGAGCAGAUGGCGCACAUGAGCCGCGUGCAAUCCGGCCUCGAGGAGAUCAACAAGGGCGUGUACAUGCUUUCGGACACCAUCAUCCGCAAGGUACCCGAGAUCCGCCGACGUCUCCGCGGCCUGGGCGUGCGUGCACGAGCCAAGAGCGGCACGCCGCGCUCCACGACGUCCGAUAACACGGCAGGCGCGCUGGGCGGCAGUUGCGACGAGCUCAUCCAGAACUGCUACUCGAUGGCAGCCGAGCAUGGACGUCGUGCGCUGCCGUUUAUCGAGUCGGUGCGUCUGCGCGACCAGAUGACGCUCGCCUUGGGCCGGCUGGCGAUCGACUGGAUUGCCUUUAUCUGUGACGACUGCAUACCGAGCGAGCGCAAGACAUUCAAGUGGGCCGUCUCGGCGCUGGGAAACGCCAACCACAUCACCUCUGCCGAAAACAUCUUCCGGCUCAACGAGCAGGACUUUGCGCUGCUGCGCAGCAAAGUGGCGUCGUGCAUGGCGCUGCUCAUCUCACACUUUGACAUUCUGGGCGCGAGGAGCAGCGUGGCCAAGGCGCAGGAAGAUCAGGAGCGCCUCGAGCGCGAGAAGGCCGAGCGCCACCGCAUCUCGGCCGGCGGCGCGGAUGCAGCCCAGAGCCUGUCCGAGGACUUCCAGGCGCUGCGGCUGCAGAGCAACGGCGAAGCACCGUCUUCUGCCCAGGUCGAGCGCGCCAAAUCGGCGCUGGUGGGACCAGGAAUCGGCGCACAGAUGCUGAUCAACAAGCUGGACGCGGGGAUGCAAGCGACCGAGGAGCGCUGGAUCUCCAAGGUGCUCGAGUGGGAUGCAGCGCGCAGCCAGAUGGAGGCGGAACAGCGUCUUAUCGGACGCGUGCUGGACGACACCCGUCUCGAGGAUCGCAGCUUGCAAUUCCUUGCGCAGUCGGCAUCCAAGAUCACCAUCCGUUGGCAACAGGGCCAAUUCAUCGGCGGCGGCACGUUCGGCACGGUGUACCUCGCGGUGAACCUGGACAGCGGAGGACUGAUGGCGGUCAAGGAGAUCCGAUUCCAGGACAUUUCGUCGACGCCAAGCCUGUAUCAGCAGAUCAAGGACGAGAUGGAGGUCAUGUCGAUGCUCAGCCACCCGAACAUUGUCGAGUACUACGGCAUCGAAGUGCACCGCGACCGCGUGUACAUCUUCGAGGAGUACUGCCAGGGAGGCUCGCUGGCCGCGCUGCUCGAGCACGGGCGCAUCGAGGACGAGGCGGUGAUCCAGAUCUACACGCUCCAGAUGCUCGAGGGUCUCAUCUAUCUGCACUCGCAGGGCAUCAUCCAUCGCGAUAUCAAGCCGGACAACAUCCUGCUCGACCACAUGGGCGUGCUCAAGUACGUUGACUUUGGUGCCGCCAAGAUUCUGGCCAAGAACAGCCGCACGAUUCAACGCUCGCGCAAGACGGGCGGGCUGGGCAACAUAGGCAUGAUGGCGGCGGGCGAGGCGGGCAAGCAAGGCGGACCGGCAGGCGCCAUGGCGAGUCUGCAGGGCACGCCCAUGUACAUGUCGCCUGAGGUCAUCAAGGGCAACGCCGACGUGCCUCAGUCGGCCGCAGACAUCUGGAGUCUUGGCUGCGUCGUCCUCGAGUUCGCCACGGGCAAGCGGCCGUGGAGCAACUUUGACAACGAGUGGGCGAUCAUGUUCCACAUUGGCAUGGCCGAGCAGCACCCGGCGCUGCCGGAUCCGAGCCAGCUCUCGCCGCUGGGUAUCGAGUUCAUCCGGCAGUGUCUCACGAUCAAUCCGCGCCAGCGACCGACGGCGAUCCAGCUCAAGGAGGACCCGUGGAUGCUGAGCCUGAUCGAGGAGCUGGAUGCGGCGAAUGCGGCCGAGGAGGCUGCGGAGCUGGCGGGCGGCGGGAUGCUGGCCGAAGGCGGAUACGACGAUACGGCGAGCCAUUCGAGCGGGUCGAGCGUCAACUCGCUCGAGCCGGGCCACCACGCGGGUGCGUUCGGCGCGGCGCCGGCGACGCCCGGCGUGGGAUCGGCGUUCAAGAGCCUGGACCGCAACGUGAGCUCGCUCAACAGCACGCGCAGUCGGUGGUCCAACAGCGAAGCGGCCGCCUCGGCGUCGAGUGGAGGCACAGGCAUCACGACGCCGUACAAUCCGAGCAUGAGCCUGCGCGCCAGCCUUGGCUUCCGUCAGCAGCAGACGCAGCAGCAGAAGGCGGAUGCGACGGGAGAUUCGGAUGUGCAGAUGAACGACGGUGAGAGUGGGAUCGGUGCGAGCAGGCCAAAGCACGUGCCUGGCCAUCCGAACCACACACACCCUGGGUCGGAAGCGAUCGUGGCCGACAUGCAGUACCACAAGGAAGAGGUGCAGCGCCAGGCGAUGCUGCGCAACGAUUCGGAGCUCAGCACGCUUCCGGACGAGUCGUAG
This is a messenger RNA of Moesziomyces antarcticus, 5817 nucleotides long. RefSeq names its product kinase. Gene Ontology annotation, biological process: protein phosphorylation. Gene Ontology annotation, molecular function: ATP binding; protein kinase activity. Lineage: Eukaryota; Fungi; Basidiomycota; Ustilaginomycetes; Ustilaginales; Ustilaginaceae. The record is from RefSeq and is a predicted model, not a curated record. The transcript has a single exon. Bases 1 to 5817 code for a protein of 1938 amino acids.